Messenger RNA from Jatropha curcas, 1977 nucleotides. It is a transcript of the gene MTO2, whose product is annotated as Pyridoxal-5'-phosphate-dependent enzyme family protein. Gene Ontology annotation, biological process: amino acid metabolic process. Gene Ontology annotation, molecular function: pyridoxal phosphate binding. The record is from RefSeq and is a predicted model, not a curated record. NCBI's taxonomy places the organism in Eukaryota, Viridiplantae, Streptophyta, Magnoliopsida, Malpighiales, Euphorbiaceae.
AAGUUUUAUUAACAGCCACCGCUCGCAUCGCAUCUCACAUUCAUCUCCAAAACCGGAAUAAGAAAAAGUAUAAAUAAAUAAAUAAACGAAACAGAAAAAACAAACAGAAACGCAGGAAACCAGCCGCGCCGCCGCCCUUCUCUUGCUUUCCUCUCAGACAUGGCAACUUCUUCUUACUCACUGUUGCACUCCUCUCUCGGUUCCUCUCUCACUCACAAACGUAAGCACUUCCAUCAAAACCCUAAGCUUCCCACCGGCCGCCGUCCAACGGUUAUCUUAUGCACUUCUUCCACACUAGACCCCUCCCCUUCGUCUAAUAACACGCCACCGGUCACCAAGCAACGCCGCGCCGCUGAUGAGAACAUCCGCGACGAGGCGCGUCGUCAAAAUUCUGCUUCGGCUGCUAAUACCUUUUCCGCUAAGUAUGUUCCCUUCAACGCUGGGCCUGACUCCCGUGAGUGGUACUCGCUUGACGAGAUCGUAUACAGGAGUCGCUGUGGUGGACUCCUCGACGUCCAGCAUGACAUGGAAGCUUUGAAGAAGUUUGACGGUGCGUACUGGCGUGACUUGUUUGACUCGCGCGUUGGAAAAACUACGUGGCCGUAUGGAUCCGGAGUCUGGUCUAAGAAAGAGUGGGUGUUACCGGAGAUUGAUUCCGAUGACAUAGUGUCGGCUUUUGAAGGGAACUCGAAUCUGUUUUGGGCUGAGCGUUUUGGCAAACAGUUUCUGGGCAUGAAUGAUUUGUGGGUUAAACACUGCGGCAUUAGCCAUACUGGUAGCUUUAAGGAUCUGGGCAUGACCGUUCUGGUCAGCCAAGUGAACCGUUUGCGCAAAAUGAAACAGCCUGUUGUUGGAGUCGGCUGCGCGUCCACUGGAGACACCUCGGCAGCACUUUCUGCUUAUUGUGCAUCUGCAGGAAUUCCAUCGAUCGUUUUCUUGCCCGUAAACAAGAUCUCAAUGGCGCAAUUGGUGCAGCCAAUUGCAAAUGGAGCUUUUGUAUUGAGCAUAGACACUGAUUUUGAUGGGUGCAUGAAACUAAUUCGUGAGGUUACAGCCGAAUUGCCAAUUUAUUUAGCGAAUUCUCUGAACAGUUUGAGGCUAGAAGGUCAAAAAACUGCUGCAAUUGAGAUUUUGCAGCAGUUCAAUUGGGAAGUGCCAGAUUGGGUUAUAGUUCCAGGUGGUAAUUUAGGGAAUAUAUAUGCCUUUUACAAAGGGUUUAAAAUGUGUCAAGAGUUGGGGCUUGUUGAUAGAAUACCAAGGCUAGUUUGUGCUCAAGCUGCAAAUGCUAAUCCACUUUACUUGUAUUACAAGUCCGGAUGGGAAGAUUUUAAGCCUGUGAAAGCGAAUUCCACAUUUGCUUCGGCUAUACAAAUUGGGGACCCGGUUUCUAUAGACAGAGCUGUAUAUGCUUUGAAGAAUUCAAAUGGGAUUGUUGAGGAAGCCACAGAGGAGGAGUUGAUGGAUGCAAUGGCACAAGCUGAUUCUACAGGGAUGUUUAUCUGCCCACAUACGGGAGUUGCAUUGACCGCAUUGAAUAAGCUUAGGAAUAGUGGGGUUAUAGGGCCUAUGGAUAGGACAGUGGUGGUGAGCACAGCUCAUGGAUUGAAAUUUACUCAAUCUAAGAUUGAUUACCACUCCAAAGCAAUACCAGAUAUGGCCUGCAGGUUUGCUAACCCUCCUGUGCAAGUUAAGGCAGAAUUUGGGGCUGUCAUGGAUGUUCUGAAGAAUUUUUUGGGUAACAGGGUUCCUAAAUAAACUAUUUGGUGACAUUGUAAGUUAAACGCUUAGUACUCCGAAUGGCUUUUCGUUUUUAAGAGUUAUCUUUAUCUAUUAGUUUUAAUUUGGUCUUUCCUUUAAUUCCACUGUAGGUUGCCUUGUUUUUACAAUUUGUGGGAUUUUUUUUCCCCAGUUCACUUAGGUUUUCAUGAGUAGAAACUUAGCAAGCUAUUGUUAGACGAAUUAACCCUCUUUCAGACA